Molecule: messenger RNA, 3647 nt
Organism: Anguilla rostrata (American eel)
Lineage: Eukaryota; Metazoa; Chordata; Actinopteri; Anguilliformes; Anguillidae
Gene: gldc
Product: glycine dehydrogenase (decarboxylating)
Exons: 25
Coding region: 138-3233 (1031 amino acids)
Biological process (GO): glycine decarboxylation via glycine cleavage system
Cellular component (GO): glycine cleavage complex; mitochondrion
Molecular function (GO): glycine binding; glycine dehydrogenase (decarboxylating) activity; pyridoxal phosphate binding
Source: RefSeq, a predicted model, not a curated record
UUCCUUGUGUAAUGAGGAGGCGUAUGUAUUAGCGAGUCACUUUUUAAGAACUUGGCAGACUUCUUUUCUGGAGUUAUACAUAUAACCGGAGAACUGGUGGAGCUGAAGAAAUAUAUAUUUUUAAAAGUUAGAUUAAAAUGCAACGCUGUGUAAAAUCCUGGGGUCUCAUCUCUAGGUCGGCGAACACUCACGUGCCAUGUAGAAAACUAGCUGGUAAAAGCGGCGCUUUACACAAGCCUCUAGCAAACAGAUUUUUGAAAGAAACUGAACACGUUUUUCUGUCUUUGCGCGGUGUUCGGUGUUCUGCAGUUACAUUCACAUCCAGGCAGAUCGAGAGAAUACUGCCAAGGCACGAUGAUUUCGCCGAAAGACAUAUUGGACCAGGUGACAAAGAGAAAAGCGAGAUGCUCGACACCCUUGGAUUUAAGACAAUUGGAGAAUUGAUUGAAAAAACUCUCCCAGCCUCAAUCCGUUUACAAAGAAGUUUGAAAAUGGAUGACCCAGUUUGUGAGAAUGAAAUUCUGGACACCUUGCAGAAGAUAGCGAGCAGGAAUAAGCUGUGGAGGUCCUACAUCGGAAUGGGCUACUACAACUGCUCUGUGCCUCCUGUCAUACAAAGGAAUCUUCUGGAGAACUCUGGAUGGGUAACGCAGUACACCCCCUACCAGCCGGAGGUGUCUCAGGGUCGUCUGGAGAGCUUGCUGAACUACCAGACCAUGGUGUGUGACCUCACAGGCAUGGCCGUAGCCAACGCCUCGCUCCUGGACGAAGGCACGGCGGCGGCGGAGGCGAUGCAGCUCUGUCACAGGCAGAAUAAACGGAGGACAUUUUAUAUCGACCCUCGCUGCCACCCUCAGACCAUUGCCGUUGUACAGACCAGAGCCAACUACAUAGGAGUGAAAACAGAGUUAAAAAUGCCUCAUGAGAUGGACUUCAGUGGAAGGGACGUUUCCGGCGUGCUGUUCCAGUAUCCCGACACGGAGGGUCGAGUGGAGGACUUCGCUGGGUUGGUGGACCGUGCACACAAGGCUGGGGCUCUGACCUGCUGUGCCACUGAUCUGCUGGCGCUGUGUGUGCUGCGCCCGCCGGGCGAGUUUGGCGUGGACAUCGCGCUCGGGAGCUCGCAGAGGUUCGGCGUGCCGCUCUGCUACGGCGGCCCGCACGCCGCCUUCUUCUCCGUCAGAGAGAGCCUGGUGAGGAUGAUGCCCGGGAGGAUGGUCGGAGUCACCAGAGAUGCAGCAGGUAAAGAGGUGUACCGGCUGGCCCUGCAGACCAGAGAGCAGCACAUCCGCAGGGACAAGGCCACAAGCAACAUCUGCACGGCUCAGGCUCUUCUUGCCAACAUGGCCGUCAUGUUUGCGCUGUACCACGGGCCCCAGGGUCUCAAGCACAUUGCGAAGAGGACACACAAUGCCACCCUCAUCCUCGCUGAAGGUCUGAAGCGAGCGGGACACAAGCUACAGCAUGAAAUGUUCUUUGACACGCUGAAGAUCCACUGCAGUGUGGCGGUCAAAGACAUCCUGGAGAGGGCGGUGCAAAGACAGAUCAAUCUGCGGGUCUACAGCGAAGGACUGCUGGGCAUCUCCCUGGAUGAGACAGUGACAGAGAAGGAUUUGGAUGAUCUUCUCUGGGUGUUUGGCUGUGAAUCAUCAGCGGAGCUGAUUGCUGAGAAAAUGGGGGAGAGGAUGAAAGGCAUUCUGGCAACUCCGUUCAAGAGGACCAGCGACUUCCUCACACACACCGUGUUCAACAGUUAUCACUCCGAGACCAAUAUUGUUCGCUACAUGAAGCGUCUGGAGAACAAAGACAUAUCUCUCGUGCACAGUAUGAUUCCUCUGGGCUCUUGCACUAUGAAGCUGAACAGUUCCUCUGAACUCAUGCCAAUCACAUGGAAGGAGUUUGCGAACCUGCACCCCUUUGUGCCGCUGGACCAGGCAGAGGGGUAUCAGCAGCUCUUCCGGCAGCUGGAGAGAGACCUGUGUGAGGUCACAGGAUACGACAAGAUCUCAUUUCAGCCCAACAGUGGAGCUCAGGGUGAAUAUGCUGGCCUCGCAGCCAUCAAAGCCUAUCUGAACUCCAAAGGAGAGGCUCAUCGAAAGGUGUGUCUGAUCCCUAAAUCGGCCCACGGGACGAACCCUGCCAGUGCACAGAUGGCUGGGAUGAAGGUGCAGGUGGUGGAGGUCGAUCGGGACGGCAAUAUUGACGUGGCACACCUGAAAGCUAUGGUGGACAAACACAAGGCCAACCUGGCAGCCAUGAUGAUCACGUACCCCUCCACGAACGGCGUGUUCGAGGAGAACAUCAGGGAGGUCUGUGACCUCAUCCACCUGAACGGGGGGCAGGUGUACCUGGAUGGAGCCAACAUGAAUGCUCAGGUUGGCUUGUGUCGCCCGGGUGACUACGGGUCAGAUGUGUCGCACCUGAACCUCCACAAAACCUUCUGCAUUCCCCAUGGAGGCGGAGGCCCAGGCAUGGGUCCUAUUGGAGUAAAGCAGCACCUUGCUCCAUUCCUGCCAAGCCACCCAGUGGUCAGUCUGAAGUCAGAUGAUGCCGUGUCCUCCCUGGGCACCAUCAGUGCUGCCCCCUGGGGGUCCAGUGCCAUCCUGCCCAUCUCCUGGGCCUACAUCAAAAUGAUGGGGGCAAAGGGCCUGGUGCACGCCACAGAGGUGGCCAUCCUCAACGCCAACUAUAUGGCCAAGCGACUGGAGAGCCACUACAAGGUCCUCUUCAGGGGUGUCCGUGGGUUUGUCGCUCAUGAGUUCAUCUUGGACGUGAGACCAUACAAGAAGACCGCCAAUAUUGAGGCAGUGGAUAUCGCCAAGAGGCUCCAGGAUUAUGGCUUCCACGCCCCCACCAUGUCCUGGCCAGUGGCGGGGACGCUGAUGAUCGAGCCCACCGAGUCGGAGGACAAGGCGGAGCUGGACCGCUUCUGUGACGCGCUCGCCAGCAUCCGGCAGGAGAUCGCCGACAUCGAGGAGGGAAGGAUGGACUCGCGGAUCAACCCGCUGAAGAUGUCGCCUCACUCCUUGGCCUGCAUCUCUGCGUCUACGUGGGACCGGCCGUACUCCCGAGAGAGCGCUGCAUUUCCACUGCCUUUUGUAAAACCGGAAAGCAAGUUCUGGCCCAGUAUCUCACGGAUCGAUGACAUUUAUGGCGACCAGCACCUGGUGUGCACCUGCCCACCCAUGGAAGUCUACGAGUCCCCCUUUGAAGAAAAGAGAGCUUCGUCAUGACAGCAGAUCAGAAGUUUCUCACAGAAGAGAACAGCAGAAGGACAGCCCCUCCUGUUCCCUCUCCCAGGGUUUAUUCAUGAUGUGGAUUCGGUGCCUCAGAUUUCAGACACUCUGUACAAACACACGUAGUUGCCUUGAGACUACACUUCACUGUCGGUCCCUUCCUGCACUAAAAACUCAUUUCAUCUGUUAAAUCGUAUCACUGGAUCUGCGUGCUCUUUGUUUAUAGUUGUUUUUUGUGGGGGGGAAAUGGUAGAGAAUAUUGUCUGAAUUGUGUGUGUGACAUUUGUGGUUCAACCACAAAAACGCUUUUAGAAAGAAUUUCAUUUCUGGGGGCUUAUGCUUAACAAAUAUUUUCUAAUUACCUUUGUUAAUCAACCUGCUGUAGAGAUUUAAUAAAUGUUCUAGAAGAGA